Messenger RNA from Parasteatoda tepidariorum (common house spider), 884 nucleotides. It is a transcript of the gene Dpm1, whose product is annotated as Dolichyl-phosphate mannosyltransferase subunit 1. The record is from RefSeq and is a predicted model, not a curated record. Gene Ontology annotation, biological process: protein O-linked glycosylation via mannose; GPI anchor biosynthetic process; dolichol-linked oligosaccharide biosynthetic process. Gene Ontology annotation, molecular function: dolichyl-phosphate beta-D-mannosyltransferase activity. NCBI's taxonomy places the organism in Eukaryota, Metazoa, Arthropoda, Arachnida, Araneae, Theridiidae. Gene Ontology annotation, cellular component: endoplasmic reticulum membrane.
AGAUAAUUAAUAUGAUGACGUGGAAUUUAACUUGAACCGUUUAGUCAUUUCCGCUGCCUGAUUGUUUUGUAAACAUCAUAAAGGAGGAUUUGGCAGUUUCCAAAUUUUCCCAUCUGCCAAAAUGAAACCGAAAUAUAGUAUCUUACUUCCUACUUAUAAUGAAAGAGAAAAUUUACCUAUAAUAGUUUGGUUGAUAGUCAAAUAUAUGAAUGAAGGUCAUAUUGAUUUUGAGAUAAUUAUAAUCGACGAUGGUAGUCCGGAUGGGACUCAGGAAGCAGCUAAACAAUUAGAAAAAAUUUAUGGCUCCGACAAAAUCGUCUUGAAACCACGGGAAAAGAAGCUAGGACUAGGAACUGCUUACAUUCAUGGCAUUAAACAUGCUACUGGAGAUUUCAUUGUCAUAAUGGAUGCUGACCUUUCCCAUCAUCCCAAAUAUAUUCUGGACUUCAUAAAAAAGCAAAAAGAAGCCGAUUAUGAUUUAGUAUCUGGAACUCGUUAUAGCGGAAGCGGUGGUGUAAACGGAUGGGAUUUUAAAAGAAAAUUAAUUAGUCGUGGUGCUAAUUAUUUGACACAAGUACUACUACGCCCUGGUGCUUCAGACUUGACCGGAAGUUUUAGACUGUAUAAGCGAGAUGUACUGAAAAAAUUGGUGGAAUCAUGUGUAUCAAAGGGUUAUGUAUUUCAAAUGGAAAUGAUUGUGAGAGGCCGAAAUCUGGGAUUUUCAAUUGGUGAAGUUCCCAUUGUUUUUGUUGAUAGAAUUUAUGGUGAAUCAAAGUUAGGGGGAAAUGAAAUAUAUCAAUUUGUGAAAGGUCUGUUAUACCUGUUUGCUUUUGUGUAAUGAAAACUGUUGACUUUGUAAUUUAUUAAAGUUAUUUUGAAUACUU